This is a messenger RNA of Lytechinus pictus (painted urchin), 2741 nucleotides long. Its product is annotated as chloride channel protein 2-like. The record is from RefSeq and is a predicted model, not a curated record. Gene Ontology annotation, molecular function: voltage-gated chloride channel activity. The transcript is spliced from 4 exons. Gene Ontology annotation, biological process: chloride transport. The coding region runs from base 1314 to 1640 and encodes 108 amino acids. NCBI's taxonomy places the organism in Eukaryota, Metazoa, Echinodermata, Echinoidea, Temnopleuroida, Toxopneustidae. Gene Ontology annotation, cellular component: plasma membrane.
UAUUUAAUUAAUUUAAACAUUGUAGUGUUUCAUUACCAUUAGAAGAUUAUUGCUGAUUUGUUUGUAUUCCGAUGAGGGAUUGUUGUGUUUGAAAUCUUCAAAACUUUUUGAUUUCUCAUCUGGUUUUCAUCAAAAUUUCACUGAAAUGAUUCCAAGUUUUUUUUUCUACUUCUUAUAGACAUUUUUUUCAUCAGACACAUACUCCUUUAAAGGCAACUACCAGUCUCACUUUUCUGCCCCCACCCCUUCCCGAUGGCACACUUUGAAAAAUGAUGUUUAAUUAUCAUAGUUAAUUGUUUUAAUCAUCUAUUUCCACAUUAGCAAUCCUAACAUUCAUCAAAUGCUUUGAUUUCAAUGUGCCUUUCCCUAGUGAAGAUGACUACUUGUUUUGUCGUCUGUGUAAUUGUUUAAGGCAUCUAUUUCCACAUUAGCAAUCCUAAAAUUCACAAGGAACGGAUAUAGUUAGCAUUAAAUGCAUUGAAUUCAAUGUGUUAUCCCCUUGUAAAGAUAACUGCAUGUUUUUGUCAUCUGUGUUAAUUGUUUAAGGCAUUUAUUUCCAAAUUAGCAAUCCUUGAAGUCAUGAAGAGUAGCGUAGUUGGCAUUAUAAGUAUUGAUUUCAAUAUUCCGUUCCCAAGUGACAAGAAUUAGGACUUCCUGUUUAGCCAUCUUGCUUCCCUUAGUGAUCCCCAAACCCUAAAUAGAAAUAUUGUCAAGUUCAUAGGAAGGUUGCUCAAGAUACAUUUCUAAUUAUAUUGUGUUUUUUUAUUUCUCACCUCUCAAUUAUCUGUUUAUCCGUACCUUUCCCCGUCAUGCCCCCCUCUUAAUCCUAAUGCCCCCCAUGUUAUCCACCCCUUCCUUCGCGUCUCUUGUGUCUGUCUGAGUCUAAUCACGUGUCUCUUUCAUGAUUCUACCUUUGUCCUUAUCUCUCUCGCUUUCUUUUUCACCCUUUGUCUGCCUUCAUCAUUUCCCCACUCCCAUUCUCUACCCCCCAUUCACCUCUCUUUAAAAAAAAUAUAUUUUCUUUGUCCUGAUAUAUUUUCAAUUGUUCUUUGUUUCCUCUUGGUUUUUUCUUUUAUUUGUUUUUCUUUUUGUGUUCUAUUUGCGUUGUUUGUUUAUUCUUUUGUUCCUGUUUGAUUUUGUUUUUUCAUUUUUUGCUUUCCAUAUGGAUCAUUACACACUUUCUAUCUCUUUCUCUUUCCCUCCCUCUCUCUCUAUCUUUCCCCCAUUUUCUCCCCCUCCCCCUCUCCAUCUCACCCCCUCCUCUCUCUCUCUCCUUUCCCCUCUCUCUACAGUCUAUUGGGACGUUUGAGGACAUGACAGAAGAGGAGAAAGAUGAAUGGGAGGACCAAGAGCUAAGGGAUGAACUAGACUUCAAAGAUUGUCAGAUCGACCCUGCUCCGUUCCACCUGGUAGAGAGGACGUCACUUCAUAAGGUACACUCACUGUUCUCCCUACUUGGUUUGAACCACGCCUAUGUCACCACCCUCGGUAGACUGAUGGGUGUCGUUGCCCUCAAAGAGAUCCGACGUGCAAUUGAAGAUAAUCAGUACAGACAGCAUGAAGAUAUUCCAAUCCAAAGAAACAACUCGCCCGCAGACAGCGUCCAGACUACCGUCACUUCAGCACUCUCCAUACAGUAAAACAGUACUGCCAUGGGCUUAUUAUAAUAAUGAAAAUCGUCAUAAUAUUAGGUAUUUAUAUAGCAUAGUUAGCUGUAUAAUCUAUUCUGAUAUGCACUGUUAACCCGUUCACCACAAAAUUAAAAAAUCACCAUAGACUUCGUACAGGACCCACCCUGUUCCCGUAGGCAACGGGUUAAUACCUCUGUUGCAUGAUAAGGGCAGAACCAGAUGAUUAUUUCUAAAGGAGGUGGGGGGGGGGGAGUUGGGGGAUUUGGCUGCACUAAUCACUGAUAUUUGUUGUCGAAGGGAGGUGGAUUCUGAAUGCAUACCGCUACAUACCUGCCAACCAGUACGUUUUAGCCGUAUUUAGUACGUUUUUGCAACCAAAAUAUGGCAGUACGUUUUUUCUUUAAAAAAUACGUUUUUUACAAAAUCGUAAUUUAUUGAGAAAAAUCAUCUCUAUAUGUCUCUAUUUGAUAAAACGUACACAAAUACGGUUAUUAGAUCAAUGUAAUUUCAGGUAAUUUGUUUUUUUAAAAUCAUUUUGUAAAAACCAGGGUGAGAUAUACACAAGUUUCAAUGGGUUUUUUUUUCAUCUGCAAGAGCAGUGCGCAUUUUAGCUUGCAUGCAGCUUGAGCACCGUGAUGGGCGAGUGCGCCAAGCAUAUAUUAUGAAAUACACUUUUUUGGGGAAAAAUACAAAAUAUUUAUCUCACACGGUAAAAAUACUGAUUUUUUUGUCAAAAUACUGAUUUUGGGGGAUAAGAAUACUGAAAAUGCAAAAUACAACUUGGCAGCUCUGCCGCUACUCAGUUGAGAAUGUCCAGAAUAGCAUCACCACUGCUUCAUCUCUUCAGUGAGUAAAUAUUCUACUGCAGUCUCAUUGUAAAAAAAAUAAUAAAUGGAAAGAGGGGUAAGAUAGAUUCCAAAAGUAUUAAUUUUGAUCAGGAUUGAAGGAUCUUUUCUGUGCAUAUUUCUAUUCCAUUCCAGUCUCAGUUUAUUCAUGGACUUUUCCUUUCAUGUCUUGACUACAGUAUUGGUAAAUCCAUGAAUGGAUAUUGUAUCGAGUGGCAAUAAAUCAAGAAAGCCGAAGACAAAAUAAAAUCAAGCUGAAAAGCAG